CCUCACCCACCGAUUUAAAAAAAUGGGGGAAAAAAAAAAAGCCCGGGAGUAAUAGCGAGCGACUGUGCUGGGUGCUGAAUGAAUGGAAGCCGCGGGGCGGGCCUGAGCGCACGGUGCCGUCGCCCCGCGGCCUGUUAAGGGCCCUCGCAGCCCCGCGCCCUCCUCCCGCCGCGGGCUGAGGCUGCAGCCGCCACUGCGCCCCACGCCGAGGCCGCGGCGGCAACGGGGAAGGUCGGAGGGAGGGUGGUUUCCUCCCGCCCCACACCCAGUCUCGGAGCCGGAUAUAUAGAGUGUCACGUUCGGGAGCCGAAAGACGAGAGCGCUUUGCCUGCGGCUGGAGUACUUGCCGGAGCCUCGGGGAAGGACCGGGAUUUACAGCACCACUAGUUGAACCCCAGGCGCGCCGGAGGAGCAGUUCCCACCUCUCUGGAUAAAAAACACCUACACUAUUUACCUCCCAGAUGGAUGUGAAAAAAUACUAAAAUGUGCACGUGAAAUGCUUUAAAAACUGUUAAGAUAAAGUGUACGAUGUGACAAGAGCUGCUGCGGUUAACAGCGAAGUCGUAUUGAUAGCAGAGCACCGAUUCUUGAUCCAUUUGGAGUUGUGAGGCUAUGAGAGCAUUGCUGAAAGGCCUUGGUGGAGAGAAAAUUCAGGUGAAGCAACAAUUGCGUUUGACCUAUAAGGAACCUCUUUCCGAAGCUAUAAAAGACAAGAGAAAAACCAUGUCCAUGAUUGCAUCUUUCUAUAAUGGCAAGUCCAUUCUCAUUACUGGGGCCACAGGCUUCAUGGGCAAAGUGUUGAUGGAGAAGCUAUUUCGCACCAGCCCUGACCUGAAAGUCAUUUACAUCCUCGUGAGGCCUAAGGCUGGCCAGACGACGCAGCAGAGGGUUUUCCAGAUCCUCAAUAGCAAGCUGUUUGAAAAAGUCAAAGAAGUUUGUCCAAACGUGCAUGAGAAGAUCAGAGCUGUCUAUGCGGAUCUCAAUCAGAAUGACUUCGCCAUCAGCAAGGAGGACAUGCAGGAGCUUCUCUCCUGUACAAACAUUGUCUUCCACUGUGCGGCCACCGUGCGCUUCGAUGAUCACCUGAGACACGCCGUGCAACUUAACGUCACGGCCACCCAGCAGCUCCUGCUUAUGGCCAGUCAGAUGCCAAAGCUCGAAGCCUUCAUACAUAUCUCUACGGCCUUUUCCAAUUGUAACCUGACGCACAUCGAUGAAGUCAUCUACCCCUGCCCUGUGGAGCCAAAACAAAUCAUCGACUCCAUGGAGUGGUUAGACGAUGCUAUUAUUGAUGAGAUCACACCCAAGCUGAUUGGGGAUCGGCCCAAUACUUACACGUACACCAAGGCCUUGGGAGAGAUGGUGGUGCAGCAGGAGAGUGGGAACAUGAACAUUGCCAUCAUAAGGCCCUCCAUCGUGGGAGCAACUUGGCAGGAGCCUUUCCCAGGUUGGGUUGAUAACUUAAACGGACCUAGUGGGCUCAUUAUUGCGGCUGGGAAAGGGUUUCUUCGGUCCAUAAGAGCUACUCCGAUGGCUGUGGCAGAUUUAAUUCCCGUUGAUACAGUCGUCAAUCUCACUUUGGCUGUGGGAUGGUACACCGCAGUUCACAGGUGCGCACGCAGAAGCCGGCUGUCAAAGAUUCGACCUAAGUCAACAUUAAUCUACCACUGUACAUCUGGUAACCUCAAUCCUUGUAAUUGGGGCAAAAUGGGAUUCCAGGUCUUGGCAACCUUUGAAAAAGUCCCAUUAGAGAGAGCUUUUAGGAGGCCAAACGCAGAUUUCACAACCAAUACCAUCACAAGCCAGUACUGGAAUGCUGUCAGCCACCGGGCCCCUGCCAUCAUCUACGACUUCUAUCUGCGGCUCACAGGAAGGAAGCCCAGGAUGACAAAGGUCAUGAACCGGCUUUUACGAAACGUCUCCAUGCUGGAGUAUUUUGUCAACCGGAGUUGGGAAUGGAGCACGCACAAUACGGAAAUGCUGAUGUCUGAGCUGAGUCCUGAAGAUCAGAGAGUAUUCAACUUCGAUGUGCGCCAGUUGAACUGGUUGGAAUACAUUGAAAAUUAUGUUUUAGGCGUUAAGAAGUACUUAUUGAAAGAGGAUAUGGCUGGGAUCCCAGAAGCAAAACAACAUUUGAAAAGGCUCCGAAAUAUUCACUACCUCUUUAAUACUGCCCUCUUCCUCAUCGCCUGGCGCCUUCUCAUUGCAAGAUCGCAGAUGGCUCGGAAUGUCUGGUUCUUCAUUGUGAGCUUCUGUUAUAAAUUCCUCUCCUACUUUAGGGCAUCCAGCACGCUUAAGGUUUAAGAACAUUUGGCAAGCUCCUUUUAUCUGGAACCUUUUGGAUACCUCUAAAACAGCAAACUGUGGUUCUCAAGAUUAGGAAGUAACAACGAAAAUGCCCAAGCUCAUUACCUGUCAAACGUGUUGUCAUGUCUUCAUCUGUUUCUUACCUACAUAGUUUUUAUUUCAGUGAGAGAAGGGAAGUCAUAUUCUAACCUAUAAUCAUGCAUAUCUUAGGAAAAAUUAUCUCCAGAUUGCUUCCUAACAUUCUAUUCUGUGCCCUUGAAUAUAAAACACCAAAGUACAUUUAUUCGUCCAUAUUUAGGUUUUUUUCUCUUGAGAGGACUAAUUUUGACUCAAUGAACAUGGAAGAACACAUGAUAGAAGCUGAAAUAUGCUAAAGGCAGGCAGUUCUAACCCUGGAACCAUUCUGGGGUACCCAGUAUAAAGGUUUAAAAUCAAGAUUAAAUUGAGGAAGAAUGAUCUUCUCAUCCUCAGAAAUACUGUAAAAGAAGUAAUUCUUUACUGAAAUCUCAGCUUCCUUUUUGUGUUAUACCAUGAAGACCUGACUGAAGAAGGCUGGGGGAAUUGGAACGGUGGGUUCACAUUUAGCACUUCCCUCAACUACACCCACUUCUGAAAUCUAAAAUAAUAAUAAUAAUUAUGUAUAGAAUGAGGGCUCAAGUACAGUUGCAUUGGGACCAAUUAUGCUUUUAAGUAAAAUUAGUUCUCAUAAUUGGAAUCUGAAACCUAUUAUUUCUUUUUUUUUUUUUU
This is a messenger RNA of Ailuropoda melanoleuca (giant panda), 3054 nucleotides long. It is a transcript of the gene FAR2, whose product is annotated as fatty acyl-CoA reductase 2. Gene Ontology annotation, molecular function: alcohol-forming very long-chain fatty acyl-CoA reductase (NADP+) activity. The transcript is spliced from 14 exons. Gene Ontology annotation, biological process: long-chain fatty-acyl-CoA metabolic process. Lineage: Eukaryota; Metazoa; Chordata; Mammalia; Carnivora; Ursidae. The record is from RefSeq and is a predicted model, not a curated record. Bases 613 to 2304 code for a protein of 563 amino acids. Gene Ontology annotation, cellular component: peroxisome.